AUGUCGCUCAGAGGUCUGCUAGCGCUCUCUUGCAUCUGUAUCUCCGCGACUCUGAGUGUGCUACGUUUAAAUCAGUGUAGGCGGCUAACUGAGGCACUUCUCUUCCGCGACUUUCACGUCUCCCUCGAAAUCCCAAAUGACCGCCUUUGCCCUCCGGUACGUGUCCGGUUGAACUACAUCCUAUGGCUUGAAGACAUCCUGCAAGCGGCACGCCUAGCCGAACCGCUUGAUACUCCACCUGAAGCUGUCACUGGCAUUGAUGUCGGUACGGGAGCGUCUGCAAUUUACCCCCUCCUCGGGUGCCGAUCAAACCCUUCCUGGAAUUUCGUAGCAACAGAUGUCGACGAGAAAUCUCUUCAUCAUGCACGUCUCAAUGUACAACAAAAUUGCCUGCAAGAGCGCAUCUCUGUGAUAGCGUCUGACCCUGCCGGCCCCAUCUUGCUCCACCUCUUCAACUUAGAAAACCGCAUCCGAGAUCCGCGGGCGAAGUAUGACUUCACGAUGUGCAAUCCUCCAUUCUAUAGCAGCCGUGAAGAUGUCUUGCACUCUGCAGAAGUGAAAGAAUCUGAACCAACGGCGGUAUGCACAGGAGCGGAUGUGGAGAUGAUCACACCAGGUGGUGAGGCUAACUUUGUGUGCACGAUGGUCCGUGAAAGCCUCGAGACACGGGCGCAAUGCAGAUGGUACACCUCGAUGCUAGGCAAGUUGGCGUCUCUGACUGACGUAGUCGCACUCCUGCGCGCGGAGACGAUCGACAACUAUGCCUGCACAGAAUUCGUCCAGGGGCAAACACGGCGGUGGGCCAUCGCAUGGUCCUUUGGCGACGUUCGG
Postia placenta MAD-698-R-SB12 is the source of this 831-nucleotide messenger RNA. RefSeq lists its product as hypothetical. NCBI's taxonomy places the organism in Eukaryota, Fungi, Basidiomycota, Agaricomycetes, Polyporales, Adustoporiaceae. Gene Ontology annotation, biological process: rRNA base methylation. The annotation marks the transcript as partial. The transcript has 8 exons. Gene Ontology annotation, cellular component: nucleus. The record is from RefSeq and is a predicted model, not a curated record. Gene Ontology annotation, molecular function: 23S rRNA (adenine(1618)-N(6))-methyltransferase activity.